Molecule: messenger RNA, 1536 nt
Organism: Aspergillus pseudoviridinutans
Lineage: Eukaryota; Fungi; Ascomycota; Eurotiomycetes; Eurotiales; Aspergillaceae
Product: putative C6 transcription factor
Exons: 3
Coding region: 1-1536 (511 amino acids)
Biological process (GO): regulation of DNA-templated transcription
Molecular function (GO): zinc ion binding; DNA-binding transcription factor activity, RNA polymerase II-specific
Source: RefSeq, a predicted model, not a curated record
AUGCGCCGACAACUCACCAAAAGAGCAUGUGAUGAGUGCAUAUCUCGCAAGGUGAAGUGUAGCGGCUCCUUGCCUUGCGAUACUUGCCUGAAGACGUCCAAGGAAGCGGACUGCACGUACCUCAAGCCCCCGGGAAGGAGGGGACCAAAAGCCCGACGAUAUACCAACAAAGGCAGGUCCGCCAGUGAUGGAUCGAUCGGCGAUGCUCGUACGGAGGAAGCUGCUGCAAGCACCCAGUCGGUCGAGAAUCGUCCGGUAAACCGUGCUGACGUUCAGGCUGAUGCUGAGGGGGAUGACGCCCUGUCUGCAUCAGGCUGGAGAAAUGAGACAUGCAUUCCCAAUACGGUACUGGUCUAUAUCGUCCGCCUGUACCAGACUUUCUCGUAUAGUGUUUGGCCGGUGGUCCGCGCAGAUGCGCUUUGCCAACAGGUGGAGAACGGCACCUGCGAUGCACAGACACUUUGUUUAGUGCUGGCGCUGUGUGCCGCGACGAUGGCACAGUUGCAGCUUUCUCCCAUCGCUGGCGAAAAUGAGCAGACGGUAGACAGUGCCCUGCUCAAAUUGGAGUGUAUGCGACUUCGGGAGGGGAGUGACUACAGGGAGAAUCUUGACAUCAGGGGUGUGCUUGUUUCAUUCUUUCUGCAUGUGUAUCAUGCAAAGAUUAACCAGCGGAAGUCGGCUAUGCUGUUUAUACAGGAGGCCAUCGCGAGCGCGAGAUUGUUACGGUUGGACACGAACGAACAGAAUUGUGUCGUUACGGAUGGCGUUGUUGCAAACGAGGAGAUUGUGUUUCUUUUGCUGUGGGUGUCUGAGAGAGGAUAUGCCAUGCACCUUGGUGUGAGGCCUUCAUACAGUGAUCCAGUUCAGGUUCCGGAUGCAGCACAACUGGCAAUGAACCCUCAUGCGCGGGGGUUACUCGAGCUUUUCAGUCUUUUUGUCACAUUCGACAAGGUCCAGGCACGACGAUGCCGCAGUGGCAGUUUGGCUCAAGCUUUAUCUGCAGCUACUCUAGCUGAAACAGAAGCAGCACUGUCGCUACUAGCCUUCAACUCAGACGACCAGGCAUCCACACGGCUGGCGGACUGUUACAUCACGAGAGAAUGGAUGAGAACUAUUGUCUGGCAGGAAGCACUAUCUCGGCAUCUGUUAUCCUCGAUCUCUACCACCGAGGCGAUGACCUUUCGAUUCCCAGUAGUUGUUGGUCGUGAUCUGUUAAUGUCCCUGCAAGGACUGUCUGCGACAGACUUGCUGCCUUUGGGGCGGGACCAGGUUGCCAACUCUCUGGCAGACACCAUCAUCUAUACUCCCCCAAGCUCAUUUUCGAACGCCCUUCAGAUCGGGCCCCAAGACUUUCUACACGCUUUGUACCAAAAGAUUCUGCCAUUUCUGGAGCAUGAUCCGAUGCUGAAAUCAAUUCUUCGUGCGAAAACAGCCGAGGCUUUGGUGAUGGCCCCUGCUCGUUUGAGUGUCGGGCUUGUUGCGAGGCUAGAUGUGGAAGAGGAGAUUAUGUCAGAGCAAGCUGACCACGUUCAUUGA